Molecule: messenger RNA, 4684 nt
Organism: Drosophila montana
Lineage: Eukaryota; Metazoa; Arthropoda; Insecta; Diptera; Drosophilidae
Gene: gish
Product: casein kinase I gish
Exons: 13
Coding region: 1087-2451 (454 amino acids)
Biological process (GO): signal transduction; peptidyl-serine phosphorylation; endocytosis
Cellular component (GO): plasma membrane; cytoplasm; nucleus
Molecular function (GO): protein serine/threonine kinase activity; ATP binding
Source: RefSeq, a predicted model, not a curated record
UGUUUGCAAGGCAGGGGAAAAGUCGCUCCAUUUUUCUCGUGCUCUCUUCCGUACGUUUAGCUUUGCAAAACAUUUUAAUGGCGAAUCGCUUAAAUAUUGAAAAAUUGUUUGCCGAAGUUUUUACAUAAGAAGCAAACACAAAAACCAGCAAAAGCACGCCGCAAAAUAAUAAGUGUCUAAUCGCAUGGAUACACCUCCCAACUGAAGAAAUUGGCCAAGCGCUAGUGUGUGUGUAACUGUGUCUGUGCGCGCGUGUGUGUAAGUGAGCAAUGAAAAAUGAGGCGUAGGUGAGGAAUGUGUGUGCAAAAUUGUCGACAGCUUGUUUUGCCAUGCAAAACGCAGGGUCGACCAUAAGGUGUAAAUACAACUGCACUUGCACGCCGACACAACGACAAUUAAACCUAUUUUCAUUGCGCGCGCUAAUGUCAGCUGAUGACCGGUUAAAUUCAAUUUGACGACAAGAAAAAAAAAAGCAAAUAACUAUUGUUCUUUUUUUGUCGUUGGCGUAACAUUAGCGGAAUACGUCAACCAAACUUUAUAAAAAUUGUUAGAAAUUUGUGGGGAAAAAUGUGCAAAAGUGUGUUUGUUAAAUUGUUAGCCAAAAUUAUUUGUUUACCUAGUACUACAUAGAACGUAACUGCCUUUCUUCAUCCAACAAGAACAACAAUAACAAAGAUAUUUCGACACACCGGACAGACAAACAAGCACACAAACUAAGACAAACAAUAAACAUAAUACAACUGCAUUCAAUAAUAGCCAACAAAAUUUAACAAAUCACCAAGGAAAUGCUCAAAUUGAAUACUUAAAUGUCAAGCGACAGCAGCACUGAGGCCACAGCAACAAACAAUAUAACAGAAACAACAACUGUAAGCUAACAGAAGAACAACAGAGCAACAGUAGGGCAGUUGCGAACUUUGGUCGAAAGAGGAGAAGCGCAACAGUGGAAGCUGCUUGCCGUAUGCAUUGGACGCAUGCGCGACAUGCGUGGACGUUAAUGGAGGUGGUCCACAGACGACAACUGCCGGUCCAUCCGCUGGUAAUGUGGCAAAUGCUACCCUUGCCGGUGGUAAGAGCACAAGCAAUAACAUGUAUUCCACCCGCCAAUCUGUGAGCACCACGACCGGUGUGCUUAUGGUUGGACCAAAUUUUCGUGUCGGUAAAAAAAUUGGCUGUGGUAACUUUGGCGAAUUGCGUUUAGGAAAAAAUCUUUACAACAAUGAACAUGUAGCAAUAAAAAUGGAGCCUAUGAAGUCAAAGGCUCCGCAACUACACUUAGAGUAUAGGUUUUAUAAGCUAUUAGGAUCACAUGCCGAAAACGCCCCAGAAGGCAUACCACGCAUUUAUCACUUGGGCACUUGUGGUGGCCGUUAUAAUGCCAUGGUUUUAGAGUUAUUGGGAUUAUCAUUAGAAGAUCUCUUCAAUAUUUGCUCCCGUAAAUUUUCACUUAAGACUGUAUUGAUGAUAGCGAAACAACUUCUCCACCGGAUCGAAUAUGUUCAUAGUCGGCACUUAAUUUAUAGGGAUGUAAAACCAGAGAACUUUCUCAUUGGCAGAACAUCAACAAAACGUGAAAAAAUUAUACACAUAAUUGAUUUCGGGUUGGCCAAAGAAUACAUUGAUUUAGACACAAAUAGACAUAUACCAUAUCGGGAGCAUAAAUCCCUAACUGGCACCGCUCGCUAUAUGUCAAUCAACACGCAUAUGGGACGCGAGCAGUCGAGGCGUGAUGAUCUGGAGGCUCUGGGUCAUAUGUUCAUGUACUUCUUAAGAGGUUCACUGCCCUGGCAAGGCCUUAAGGCUGAUACACUCAAAGAGAGAUAUCAAAAAAUCGGUGAUACAAAACGUGCAACGCCCAUUGAGGUACUUUGUGAUGGCCACCCCGAAGAGUUUGCAACAUAUUUGCGUUAUGUGCGGCGGUUAGAUUUUUUCGAAACUCCGGACUAUGAUUUUCUGCGAAGACUGUUUCAAGACUUAUUCGAACGUAAGGGCUAUACCGAUGAGGGUGAAUUUGACUGGACAGGGAAGACCAUGUCAACGCCCGUCGGAUCUCUGCAAACUGGCCAUGAAGUCAUCAUUUCACCAAAUAAAGAUCGUCAUAAUGUUACGGCUAAGGACGUCUCUUAUUUUGAUUUUGAUGAAAUUGAUAAUGAAAAUGAGGAAUAUAUAAUACUUCAGACAAAUGCCAAAGGAGGUGUUGCUGCGUGGCCGGAUGUGCCCAAGCCGGGUGCGACCCUUGGCAAUCUGACACCCGCCGAUCGGCAUGGUUCAGUGCAGGUUGUGAGUUCGACAAAUGGCGAACUGAAUGCGGACGAUCCCACGGCCGGACACUCCAAUACACCCAUCACACAGCAGCCCGAAGUAGAGCUUGUCGACGAAACAAAUGGUUCCUUAUAUUCCAGAUGUUGUUGUUUCUUUAAACGAAAGAAGAAGAAAUCAACGCGCCAAAAAUGACUAGAAGGUGUACAAUGUAGUCCAGAACGCGAGGCAGUCACAUUGCUGCGCGCCACUUCACAUUCAAACUCACGGGAUAGCGUAUUGAAUAAUCCGAGUCAGGAUUACAUACAACAAGCAACGUCGCAGCACACGUUGCGUUAUCCUCCAUCCGCGUCGAUGUUGACGCCAACACCAACUACAAAUACACCGACACUUCCGUUGUAAUUUAUAUAAAUACAGAAAUCAGAAAAUAGAAUGAAAAACAAACAAAAACAAAAACAAAAAAAAAUAUAAACAAAAACUUAAACACCACAAAAACAAACAACAUCAAAAAAAAACAGUAAAAAUUGCAACAAAAAAAUACAAACGAAAACAAAAUAAAAGAAAAAAAACAAUUUUAUUAUUAUUUUUAUUAUUUACCAAUUUUGCGUUUAUGUUUAUUAUAUAAAUUAUUAUAAUUAUUAAUUAUAUUAUUAAUAAAAACAAAGGAGAAACAAAACAAACUGCAAAUAAUAUACGAAAAACUUAUUCGAAAAUAACAAAAACAAAACUGUCAUAUAUUAAAUUUCAUAAUUCAAAGCCAGGCAGCUCAGCGUCGUGCUAAAAAGAAGCUGACCAAUAUCCAAUUGAUCCUAACUUGUAAGAACUUAAACCGAUACCAACAAAUACGUGCACACACACACACACGCCACAGCGAACCACUUAAACAUAUUUAUAUAUAUCUAUACAGAUAUAUAUAUUUAUCUAUACAGAUAUAUAUAUUUAUCUAAAUACUAGUGCAGCGUCAAAUACAACAACAAAUCAUUACUUACAUAAAUAUUUAUAGGCAACAAAUUGUACAUUAAAAUACGCAUAUAACAAGUAUUUCAUUUCAAGAACUAUUGAACCUAUGAAACAAAUUAUCUACAUGUAUAUUUACGUAUAUGCCACCAAACAAAACCCCCACCCCCACCCUCCACAUCCACGUCCCCCUGGAACCACACUCGUAACUCUCUUAGCGUAGGCAGCUUUUGUUUAGCUCUGAUUUUGGAUACACUUUUUUUUUAUAUAAAUGUAUAUAUAUAUAUAUAUAUAUAUAUAUAUAUAUGUAUAUAUGUAUAUACAGUUGAGUAUAUGGUGUUGUACAUAAUUUUUAUAACUAAUGCCGAAGGGCGAACAUAGUGUGCGAUUAAUGCGCUUCGUAGUCGAAUUCAUUUUGUACAAGAUUAGUGCAUUUAUUUGAUUAGUGUGUGUUUUUAGGUCAAUUUUACUUACGUACAUUUACAAAAUUUAGAAAAAAUUCGCAUGCUGCAUGCAGCAUGCAGCUGGAAUUCCACACACAUAAAGCCUUAACCAAAAAUCUAGCACACCCUCGUUUUAGGCAACGUGUUUCCCUAUGUUUUCUAAUAGCUAAACAAAGCAAAAGAAAUGAAUGAAAAUAAUAAUGAAUCAAAAGAAAUAUGAAACUAAAAAGAAAGCUAGAAACUACUCAAGAUCAAUCACUUUAUAUAAAUGGAAGAAGAAUAAAUAAGAAAAAAACAAAAAUAUCAAGAGAAAAUAAAAACAAAGUACUGAGCUAUUUAUUUUGAUAUUACGUGAUACUAAACUUAUAUACUUACUACACUAAAAGCUGCCUGCAGCUACGCCCCCAUACCCAAACAUACAUAAAUACCGCAAACUCUCUCACACACACAUCUUAACUUCUUGAAAAUAUUUAUACAUCUCUUAAUACAUUUAUGAAAAGGAAAAGAAAAUUACUUUCAACCCAUCCGAACGAAUUUGUUUUCCUUCCCCAAAAGCAGAAAGCGUAAAAACAACAGCAACUCUAUGAUAUAUAUUUAAAACAACAUUUUUAUACUUAUAAAUAUACAUACUACAACAAAAACCAAUUAAGAAAUAUAUGAAAAUAGUGUUAACUUUACAAGAUGCGAAAUGAGAGAAUAGAAAGAAACUUAACUUUCAAUUUGUUUCUGCUAUUUAUUUCAAAAAUGGGUAAACAAAAAUCAAAUUUUAAAACAUUACAUCAUAAUAAAACGCAAAACUGGCAUAUAUAACAUUUACCAAAUUUCUUGUAUAGUUAAAAAAAAAUCAUUUGUAUUAUAUAUGGAAACUAAACCGUAAAACACAAACAAAAAAAAAACAAAAGAAACUUAAACAAAAUUAUGCUAAAAAAAACAAUAAUAAGAAAGCGAUAUUUCUAUAAACAGUCAAGUAUAACAAAUUAUAAAUACAAGAUAAUGUACUUUAAUGUUGAUAAAGAAAAAACAUAAAA